This is a messenger RNA of Acanthoscelides obtectus, 1243 nucleotides long. NCBI's taxonomy places the organism in Eukaryota, Metazoa, Arthropoda, Insecta, Coleoptera, Chrysomelidae. The record is from the annotation of a GenBank genome assembly.
AUGAAUUUUUUCAAAUACCAAAAUUUUUCUAAUCGUAAUGUUAAUAUAGAAGUGCCUUUAGUUACCGACCCAAGGACUAAUAUUUUACAGACUUUGUAUAGCCAGUCCAAUGAUGAAAUUUGGAUAGAAUCGUGGUUGCAGCAGAAUAGUGUCUAUAAGCCUAUUCCGAAAGUGAAGAUUAACAAAGCCGACAGUAUAUCGAUACGAGAAGCCCAAAACUCUUUGAAAGAAUGCCUGAUCCUCCUGGAAAAACUCUCCAAAAUUCAACAAGGCAUGCUGGCAAACGUAGACCACAUACCUUCUACGGAUUGGAAACAGAAAACCUUGGAGAUCGCGACGUUCAAAGAUAGAUUCACUAAAUUGAUGUCGAAAUUCGAAAACGGCGAAGGAAUAUUCGCCUUGAAGAAAAUGUUGGACAAAAGGAAGAGGAAACGGUUGAACAAGAAGAAAACCAAGGAAUUCAGAAAACAACAGAUCGAGGAGAAGCUAAUAAACCGAGUGAAAUUGCAUAAAGCGAUUGACGAGUGGUUGCGGAGUAAGCAAGAGGAGGUAGAGAAGUGUAAAACAGACGAAAACAUGAAAAAAGACGCAGAUUGUGUAUUGGGAGAAGUGACAAAGAAAAAGUCUGAUGCUCGUAAACAGUUGACGCUCAUAGGUGCUUUGACAAAGUUACGAGCUGUCAGGGAACAGAUGGCGUCACAUAGAGGCGAAAAAAUGUCGGCGGAGGAUAAACAAGUUUUCAGAACCUCUAUGGAAAAAUUGUCAAAAAUGUGGGAGGACUCCUCGAGGACAUACAUGACGGAGGAACAACGAUUGAAGUUGAUGUUAGAGAAAACAGCAGUUGAAGAUUCGAAAAGCAUUCAGUUAGCAAAGGAGCGCAAGUUGCUGGAUGAAUGGUAUACUGUUUUCUUUGGACCAAUGGAAGCGAUCUCUCCGGAAAAUACGAUGUAUUGGGCAUUGACUGCUGCGGAAAGGGAUAUGGAAACGUUCAUUGCAUUAAGGAGGAGCUGGGACACGUUUUUGGUUCCACCGACCAAUGAGAUGGGUUCAAGCAUUCCUAUUGGCUGGGUGCUCCCUGACGGGAACGCUGGUGAAAAUUGGACGAAAUAUUUAUCAAACGCUUAACGAGCUUUCUUUAUCUACCGCUUGCUUUUUAUACAAAUUAUAAAAUUCUAACAAAUUGAUCGAAGUUCUUAUUUUACCUCUAUACAGGGAGUUAUUUAAGUAUAUGGCCAAAUUUCAG